Blepharisma stoltei is the source of this 2949-nucleotide messenger RNA. The record is from the annotation of a GenBank genome assembly. Lineage: Eukaryota; Ciliophora; Heterotrichea; Heterotrichida; Blepharismidae.
AUGAGUGUAAGAAAAGAAGACAAAAGGAAAAAAGAAAUUGAUAAGAAAUCAGAAAUUUUAGAGACAGAAGACGAUCAUAUCUCACAAAUGCAACAAGGCGCUUCAAAAAUUCUUGUUGCAGUUAGAGCUCGUCCAUUAACUAAAAAGGAAAGUGCUAUUAACGAUAAACCUUUAGUUCAUGUACUUGAGGAUAAAGUAGUCAUUUUAUUGGACCCUUCUGAAGAUUUAUGCCAGUUUUUUAUAUAUAGCCCAGGAAACCGUUUAGAUGGUCAUGGGUUAGAAAAAUGCAGCGCAACUCCCUGAGUUGAUUCUCCAGCUCAAACUGAUGAACCAACUUGGAGAUUGACAAAGGCCUUAUUUGCCAACUUCUCGAGCUGGUUGGUCAGCUUGAGCUGGAGAAUCAACUCAGGGAGUUACGCUGCAUUCUCCCAUCCCAGAACCAUCCAAAAGGUUUCUGGGCAAUAAAUGCAUAAAAUCAGUAUAUUGAUAAUAAAUUUUAUAUUUUAGUAAUAUUUUUUGAAGCAUUUAUUCACAAUGAUAUAUAAUAAGUGUCCCUGAAGAAAUAUUUCGUCAAAACAGAUCCCGUGAAAAACAAUACGCUUUUGAUUAUUCAUUUUCCAAAGACUGCAAUCAAGACAUGGUCUACGAAAAAACUACUAAAUUCUUAAUAGAAGGCGUCUUAAAUGGCUUCAACGCUACUGUUUUCGCAUACGGUGCCACUGGUGCUGGCAAAACAUAUACGAUGAUCGGAGAAUUUGACAGUCCAGGUCUAAUGCUUAAGACUUUUUUAGAGGUAUUUUCUCGAAUAGAAGCGCUAUCUGGCCAGCGGGACUAUAUUGUUAAGCUUAGCUAUCUUGAAAUUUAUAAUGAAAUCGUCAGAGACCUUCUAAAUCCCAGUAUGGAAACAUUAGAAAUCAGAGAAGAUCCUGCCAAAGGUGUCAUUGUAGCAGGGCUCAACGAAAUUUUAGCAACUUCUCCAGAGCAUGUGAUAUCAAGUAUAAGAAAUGGCAAUAGAAGAAGGACCUCAGAGUAUACAGAAGCUAACGAGACCUCAAGCAGGUCACAUGCUGUGCUACAAAUUGUAGUGGAGCAUAAAGACAAAGCCUCUGGAGUUAAUGCAGAAAUUUUGGUUGGAAAAUUGUCAUUGAUUGAUCUUGCUGGGUCUGAGAGAGCAAGCAAUACUAAAAAUAGAGGAAUCAGGCUAAUUGAAGGAGCAAACAUUAAUAGGUCACUACUAGCACUGGGAAAUUGCAUAAAUGCACUGUGUGAAGCAAGCGAAAAAGGAGGGAAAGUUUAUAUUCCUUAUCGUGAUUCGAAGCUGACAAGAUUGUUGAAGGAUUCUUUGGGAGGGAAUUGUAGGACAGUAAUGAUUGCAUGCAUUUCUCCUUUUGUUGGAGCUUUUGAAGAUACACACAAUACACUUACAUAUGCGAAUAGAGCGAAAAAUAUAAAAACUACUGUACAUAGAAAUGUGGUUAAUGUACAAUUUCAUAUAGCAAAAUAUACCUCCAUUAUCAAUCAGCUAGCUUCGUACUCCGAGAGUGAGCAACAUCAUUGGAAAAAUCCAUAUUUUUGCCCUAAAACCCACCCUCCGUGAGCGAACAAAAAAAAUUUUUUAAAGAAAAAAUUUUUAUGGAAAAUAUUUUGAUAUAUAAGUGAUAAUUAGUAUAAUAAACCUCUUGCUGAUUCUGUUUAAUUUUAAACAGCUUGCUUUAUUACAAAUUAAACAAUAUUUGCUUUCCAAUUUUUGCGAGUUGGGAUAUAUUUACAUGUCGAAAAAAAAAUUAAUAAAAACAUUUAGCUCCCAGAGCGAACAAAAUUUUUUACUCGCUCGCAAAGAGGGGAAUAAGAAAUGAGGUAUCAGAACUCCGAGCCCAAUUAAUUUCGAAAAAGGCUGAACCAAGCAUGAACAUAGAAAAAUUUUUAAUUGAGCUUAGCACCCACUUCCAAGAAGAGGCAGAAACCAGGAAGAAUAUUUUUCAAUCUGAGCAAAAUAUUUCUCAGAUAAGCUUCACUAUGUUUGCUAGACAGUUUGAGCUUGAAAAAGUGGUCGCUGAAAAAGGCGAAAAAUCAGCACAAGCUAUAAAAAUCUACGAUGAAAUAAAUCUUCUUAAAAACACUAUUGAAAGUCAUGAACGGCAAAUUACUAUAAAUUCAGGGUUCUUAGAAGAUUUAGAGCAGAGAAGGCCAAAAUUUGAAGAGAUCUGGAAUAGGCAAGGAAUUACAGAGCCCUAUCUUUCUCAGCUGCAUUUAGAGCUAAAGAAAAACAUUAUGAAUAUGAAUAGUCUAGAAAUUCAACGAAAAGAAAAUAAAGCCCAAUUAGUGAUAAAGAAAAAAGAUAUGUACAUAAAAAUAUUAGAAGAGCAGCUAAAGCUGCGAGAUAAUAUAAUAGGAAACACGCAGCAGUUUUUUCAAGAUAAAUCAAUCCCACCUCCAACUGCUAUUUCUAAAGCUUUAAAAGAGCUGAAAACAUGAGAUGAGCUUAAUGCCCACUCAAUACCUGACGAAAAUUUGUCAAAAAGUUUCAAAGGAAGCCCAAAAAUAAAAAGUAAUAUGAUGCUCCCACAGCUAUCGAAUUCAAGAAUUCCAAAGCCAAAAGGAAGCAUAUCAUUAUCUCCUAUAGGAGGCAAGUCUAAUAAUAAAGCAAUAAAGCAUAUAAGCCCAACACCUACACUGAGAAAGCAUGAGGAUCCAAGCCCUAUGAAAAUGAAAGAGAUUUCUCAUAUCAGAAGCAAGUCAAAACCGAAAAGAGCUGCUAAACCUAAUCGAACAAAUUCUAUUGGGUCCAACUCUUCAGAUUUAAGCACAAUAAGCAGCAGCAACGAAAAGAAAACAAAACAGGGGAGGCUGUACAAUAAUAUUGCAGAAAAAAUCAGCUUAAGUCCUUACAUCGGAUUUGCAAGAGAUGGAAAGUUUAGAGGAGGGCUGCUGAAGCUAAAUAAGCUUUAA